AUGAGCUCAACACCUACAGCACUCAAAGCAUUGGCUGAAGAAUUACACAGACCCAUGAGAAAAAAGUUUGAGAGAAGGAGGGUACGUGUUAAUGGCAUCGAUGAAAUUUGGGCCGCAGAUUUGGUAGACAUGCAGGCAUUCUCGAAAUUUAAUCGCGGCACCAAGUAUCUCCUUGCCGUUAUCGACAUUUUCUCCAAGUACGGUUGGUUAGUGCCAUUAAAAGAUAAAACGGGGAAAUCGGUCGCAGCUGCACUGAAAAAGAUACUCAAGGGGAGGAAACCGAAAAAGAUUUGGGUGGAUAAGGGCAAAGAGUUUUACAAUAAAGACGUGCACAGUUUAGUCGAGUUAUACUCGAUUGAAAACGAGGAAAAAUCGAGUGUGGUGGAGAGAUGGAUCGGAACGAUGAAGGAAAAAAUGUGGAAAUAUUUUUCCUCCAAUUCUACAUCAAUGUGCUCGACGAACUUGUCGAUCAGUACAAUAAUACGACACACUCGUCAACAAAACAUACACCCACCGAAGCCAGAAAGAAGAAAAAUGAAACCCGAGUGUGGAUGA
Ylistrum balloti is the source of this 555-nucleotide messenger RNA. RefSeq lists its product as uncharacterized. Bases 1 to 555 code for a protein of 184 amino acids. Gene Ontology annotation, biological process: DNA integration. The record is from RefSeq and is a predicted model, not a curated record. Gene Ontology annotation, molecular function: nucleic acid binding. NCBI's taxonomy places the organism in Eukaryota, Metazoa, Mollusca, Bivalvia, Pectinida, Pectinidae. The transcript has a single exon.